Aquila chrysaetos chrysaetos is the source of this 6614-nucleotide messenger RNA. It is a transcript of the gene TBC1D32, whose product is annotated as TBC1 domain family member 32. NCBI's taxonomy places the organism in Eukaryota, Metazoa, Chordata, Aves, Accipitriformes, Accipitridae. The record is from RefSeq and is a predicted model, not a curated record. Gene Ontology annotation, biological process: non-motile cilium assembly. The transcript has 34 exons. The coding region runs from base 153 to 4058 and encodes 1301 amino acids.
CCUUCCCGCCUCCCGCCGGCCCUCUCGCGAUGUUGCUAAGGGGCCUGCGAGACUGGGCGGCGGGCGCCGCCGGUUGCUAAGGGCCGCCGCCCGGGGAAACGCGCGGCCGCCGCGACGGGGAGGACGGCGGCCGCCGCCGCCGCCGCCUCAAGAUGUCUCACUUUACAAGUGAAGAUGAAGCUCUGUUACAGUCUAUGCUUAGACAGUUGCUGCAGAGUGUGAAGGAAAAAAUCACUGGAGCCCCAUCAGUAGAAUGUGCAGAAGAGAUUCUCUUGCAUUUGGAGGAAACAGAUGAGAAUUUUCACAACUAUGAGUUUGUGAAAUACCUUAGACAAUAUAUAAAUAAUACUGUGGGAUCUGUGAUUGAAGAAGAAACAGAAAAAUGUACUUCUGCUCAAAAUCAGGGUGAAGUAUCUGGCUAUGACACGCUUGUCCAACAUGUUACUAAGAAGACCCGUGAAUCAAAAGAAUACAGAGAAAUGAUGCAUGCCUUGAAGAAUGUCAUGAUGGUUGUGGUAGAAUCUUUGAUUAACAAGUUUGAAGAAGAUCGGAUGCGUAAUAAGGAGCUGGAUGGUAAAACAAAGAACGAACGUCAGAGUGGCUAUUACACAGACAACUGUUCUGACAGUGACUCCUCAUUCAACCAAAGUUACGCGUUCAUGAGUCAAGAACAAUUGCAGCUGCUUGCAGAAAGGCUUGACCCUGUUCAGCCUAAGGAAGUUCGCCAGGAAGCAUUGCAGACACUGUGCUUUGCCCCUCCCUCUGAUAUACUGAACUCUGAGAGUUGGCCAAAUCUGCGUAAGCAUCUAACGAUGUCUCUGUCAGAUCCUGAUGCAACAUUCAGUGAGAAAAUUCUUAGGUUCUAUGCAAAAACAUUUUCUUCUUCUCCAUUUAAUAUGACAAGAGAAGUCUAUACAAGUUUAGCAAGACACUUGGAGUUGUACUUUCUUUCUGGAGAAUAUUCUCUUCGUAUUUCAGCUGGUCUGGAUGUAUCUAACACAGACAUAAAUCGUUUACUUAAAAAGGUCCGCCUUUUAAAUGAGUACCAAAAGGAAGCUCCAUCUUUCUGGAUACGUCAUCCAGAAAAGUACAUGGAAGAAGUAGUGGAGAGUACAUUGUCACUUUUGUCAGUAAAACACGAGCCUAAUCAUCCUGCCUCUCCAGAUUUUCUGAGUCCAGUCUACUUCUUGGCUCUGCUAGAUAUCAAAGCAGUAUGGUUUAAAAAGUGGACGCAUGCGUAUUACAGCAGAACAGUGGUAUUUAGGCUUUUGGAAAAGAAGUAUAAAUCUUUGAUUAAUGCAGCUGUCCAGCAAUGUCUUGAUUAUUUUGAAUUUUGCAAGGCAGCACUUAAUAAAAAUUCCAGAGUCAGUGAUUUCCCCCAGCAGCAUUGUAGUGAUAACCAGAACUUUUCUUACACUGGACCAGAAUUGCAGUACGUCUAUUUUGUUCAUUCACUGUGCCUUCUAGGAAGAUUGUUGAUCUAUAAGCAAGGCCGAAAUCUCUUUCCAGUACAGCUGAAAAAUAAAAAAGAUGGUGUAUCCAUAACCGAUAUGUUGGUAUUAUUUAUUCAGCUUAUUUAUUACUCUCCAAGUUACCCAAAGACAGCUUUGGCAGUGCAUACAGACAAUUAUUCUCCAGCAAGUCUUGUUAUGGAGAUUCUGCAAGUUUUUUGUGAUCAAACAGGAUGUGCUGCUGAAUGUUUAUAUACGGAUGCAGUGAUAGAUGCCCUACUUCAUCCUGUUCAGAGUUUACUGAGUGGCACAGAGAUGUAUAUAAAUUGUCUUGAAACCACUUUAAUUGAUGUAGCUGAUAUUUUGGCAAGGAUUGCUGCUGUAGAAGAUGGUCUUUCUCUUCUUCUUUAUGGAGAAAAUGAAAAAACUGCCAAAGAUGAUAGUCCUACAGCUGUUCAUGUAAUUGUUCAGUUUACAAAGAAACUUCUUCAUGACGACAUUUCUCUCUUAUCUGGAUCCGAGCAUUUGCCAGUUGUUAAAGGAGCUUUCAUUUUUGUAUGUCGUCAGAUGUACAGAACUUGUGAAGGCCUGCAGAUGCUGAUUCCUUAUGGCUUGCAUGAAUCUAUUGGAGAGGCCUGGAAAAAGACAAGUUUGCUUUCAGAAAGAGUACCCACUCCUGUAACUGGUGCGGACUCAACUUCAUCAAUAAGUCUAGAGUCAAAAACGAUUUUGUUAUGGGAAGAGACUUUGUUAGAUGCCUUGCUAAAUUUUUCUGUCACACCCAAAGGACUAUUUCUGCUUCAUAGUACAGGUGCUAUGAAUGACUGUGUGAACUUUAUGUUCAGCAGUUUAUCAAAAAAACUCCAGACAAAUGAAUAUGAAGAGUUUGGUAAUAGAGUGAUUGUUACACAAAUGGCAACAACACCAACAGGUGCAGUAGCUCUGCAGAGUUCAGGCUUUAUAAAGGCACUUGUAACUGAAUUGUGGGCUCUUUUGGAGUGUGGAAAAGAUGAUUUGAGGAUAACCCAACCCAAAUCUACUCCAGUUGACCCUAUUGACCAAAACUGUCAGAAGUCUUUUCUGUCUCUGAUAAACUUGCUCACUUACCCUGCAGUUUUUGAGCUCCUGAGUAAACAAGAUAUACCAAACAAACCAAUGUAUUCACUUCGCGAAGUACCUACAGAUAUUAUUGAUAUCAUUGACAGGCUUAUAAUUUUGAAUUCAGAUGCUAAAAUUCAUUCCUUAUUCAGUUAUGAACAAUCACAUAUCUUUGGUCUCAGGUUGUUAAACGUGCUGUGCUGUGAGCUCAAUACCCUUUUACUCUUGGAGACUCAGUAUAAAGUGUCACAAGUUUUACUAACUGCUCAGGAGGAAAAUGUCACAGAAACUUCGGAAGGACCAGGAGAUUUUAUAAUUGAUGGUCUAUCAGUGGAGAGAAACCAUGUUCUUGUAAGGAUAAAUCUGAUUGGAGGACCACAGGAAAGGAUUUUGCCUUUGAGAGUACUAAAUAAGGGCAGUGAUCCAUAUCCUUGGCCAAUGUUUUCAUCGUUCCCUUUGCCAAAGUGCUAUCUUGCAGAAAUUCCUAGGAAAGCUGAAUUCAGACAAGAUAAAGAUCUUGACAAGCUCUUAUCACUCUUUAAAAGUCCAGAGAAGCAAACUGGGUGGACAGAAAUUUGUAGAAAACAGUUCUGCAAAGUCAUGAAAGCCAGACCAGAUAUCAUCAGUGGAACAAUUUUGGCAGAAUUAAUUGAAAAGUUCGUGUCACAUCUUUCUGAAAGCCAAUCGGAUUGUUAUUUCAGCACAGGAAAUUAUGAAGCCAUGGAUGCAGAUGUGAAGAGUGAAAGCCUUUCAUCUGUGCAGCAGCUUGGUGUUGAAAUGACAGUCAGAUAUGGAAAAUACCUAAACUUGCUAAAAGAACAUGCUGAAAAUGGGCUGUGCUUUGUGUUAAUGAACUGUGAGAAAUUUCUGAAAAAACAGCAAAGAACUGUGGUAUCCUCGCUUUGCUGCUUGAGGGAGCGCUAUGCUGGCUACGACUGGUUUGCAUCUUCUGUCUUCCUCAUAAUGUCAGGGGACGGGGAGAAGACACUGAUGUUUCUUCAGCGAUUUUCACGUCUUCUUGUUUCAGCAUUUCUCUGGCUACCAAGACUGCAUAUAUCUAUGCACCUGCCUAUUACCACAGUGGAAUCUGGCAUCCAUCCAGUCUAUUUUUGCAGUGCUCAUCACAUUGAAAUGUUGCUGAAAGCUGAGUUGCCACUUGUCUUUUCAGCCUUCCACAUGUCUGGUUUCACUCCAUCCCAGAUUUGUCUGCAAUGGAUAACUCAGUGUUUCUGGAAUUACAUGGACUGGAGCGAGAUCUGUCACUACAUUGCUAUAUGUAUUUUCCUUGGUCCUGAUUAUCAAAUAUAUAUGUGUAUUUCUGUGUUCAGACACCUACAGCAAGACAUCCUGAAGCACAGCGAAGACCAAGAUCUCCAGGUUUUUCUUAAAGAAGAAGCACUCCAUGGUUUUCGAGUGAGUGAUUAUUUAGAAUACAUGGAAAGCUUGGAGGCAAUCUACAGACCUAUGCUGCUGAAAGACAUGAGGAGCAUAAGAGUGCAGAAUACAUAGAUGAAGCAAACAAGCACUUUAUUUUCUAGUUUUGGUUACAUCUUUUAAAAGGAUGAUGAUUGAUUGAUAUGUCAGUCUCACCUAAAAUAAGUCAUGCUGUGUAAAUGUACAUGUUGUAAAAUAAGUAAGAAGGGUUUUCAGAAUAUAGUUUUUGCAAAAGGACUUAAUCUAAGUUUGAUGACCUAAAAUACCACAUUUUUCCAGACAGGCUAUAUGCACAGCCUCAUUUUCCGUUAGCAGCUUCAGAACCCACUUGUAGGAUGUGCUGAAGUGUCUUCCUUAGAACAUAAGUCUUCCUUAUAAAGCCUUGAACCUGUUCCCAACUCAUUGCAUUAUUGUCAUCUCCUUGUAGCAGAGUCCUAAAACCUGCAUAUUCUGAUAGGGUCUGACAAAGUGAUUUUUCUUAGAAACAACUCCUGGUGUAUAUUCAUAUGCAUGAAAAGUCAGCAAAUGAAAAACAAAUUCCCUCUGCGCAGCUGUUCUGACUUUGUGGAUAAAGUUGAGAAAAUGGGGUGUUCAAACACAUGCAAUGAAAAAAGACUGAUAUUCCUGUCCUUUUUUUUUUUUUUUUUUAAUAAAUAAUUUUAUGUCAUAAAACAUCUGUUUGUAACAUACAGUCUCUAUCUGCAUAAGUGAAUGAGAAGUCCUUGAGUGGCCUAGUUUUCAUAUCUCUGGAAAAUUACCGUUUUUAAAGAUUCUGGUUUCAUUCAGACAGGAAAACUAAUAAGAAGCUUCAUCUGUGCUUGCCUUUCAUCAUCAAUGAAAAGCAAGAAUUAAGGCUGCUAGAUAUUUUCUAACACCAGUGCAGUGUAAGUAAAACUUCAACAUUGUUGAAGUUGACUGAAAUUCCCAAUUUCAAAAGAAACAUGGUUUUCUUGAGGAGUGCUGCAUCCCAUUUGCUGUAAGGAUAGGUUUUAGGUGACAGUCAGUGGGCAGCUAAGGAAACAUUCUAGCAGCUUUCUUUUCCAUAUUAUAUUAUAUCAUUGUUUAAUAUAAUUUAAAAAAUCAAUAUAUAUUUGUGCACCAGUUAAUAGUUGUUUUUUGAAUCCAAAUUUCAAAACACUGCGCAUGAUGUUGAGUCAAUAAAUAAUACUCAAGUAGAUGACAACAUCGUCCUAAAAUGAAUACUACAGUUGGCUUGUCAAAAAUUAAUAAAUGCAUUUCUAUUUGAUUGAAAUUAUGGCUGAUAAAAUGAUAGUUACUGGCAAGCAGGAGGCCUUCCCCCAGUAUUUGCAAGUAAUCAAAGGAUGUAAAUGGCAAAUGACAAGGUAUUAUCCUGUGGCCAUUUAAUAUUUUUCAUACAGUCAGAUCUGCAUCAAAAUUUCCAAAAAAGAAAAUAUCAUGCAGAAAUGUAACCUUUACAAUGCCCCCAUGAGGUUAGAUGAAAAGUAGACAUUUAUGAUGAUAGCCUAGUAACUGCAGAAAUUCAUAGUCACAUGGAAAGAAAAUCUGAAAUUAGAACAGUUAUUAAAAUUUGUUAUACUAAUGUCUUGAAAUGGAAGAGCAUCUUUUUAUUAGGACUUCUAUUCUUUCUUAGGAUUUCAGUUUCAUUUCAGCCAAAGUAAUAGUUGUACCACUUCAAUUUAGAGUGACAUGCCCUGUUCCUGCAAUUACCUUUAAAGAGAUUUUUGGUCUUGAUAAUUAUUCUGCAUAGGAAGUUGGUAAAUUGCCCUGUGCAUUGUAAUACCAGACUCUUAGUACCUUGAUGAUUCCAAUGACAUUGCUGCUUUAUCAAAUGAAACAGGAUUCAGCUUCUCUAGCAAAAAAUUACUUAUCAUCUGUAUUCUUACAGGAAGAAGUCUUUAUACUGUGAAGUGUAGGUAGCCAGCAUAAUUGGUCAAGUCCCUGCUGUAACUAGUUUAGUAACUAAGCAGUAUAAAUUCCACAAAUGCAUCCUGUGUAUGUAGGCAACAUUACCAGAUGAUUUUACAUAGUGAAAGUUAAGCAUUGAGUAGUUCUUUAUUUGGUUAAAGAAGUAGGGAAAAUACUAUGUUUUAUCAACACCUGCAAUAACAUUUUCUUUACAGAAUGUCUGGAAUCUCAAAAUAUUUUGAUUAGAAUUUGUGAUAUAAAACAUUUAUUGUAAGUCCAACAGAAACCACAAAUGUUGAAUUUAGACUUACCCAAUAUCAUUGCCGCAUUCCUGUGAGACAAAUUAAGCAUUACUGCAAAGUUCUUGAAAAACAACUUCACUAAAUAAAAUGAAUGUGUGAGCACACACACAAAUUCAAAUUAUAAAAUAUGUUAGAAGCUGCAGUGAAAUUUCUGUCAUUAUAUGCAACCUAAGAGUGAACACUGACAAAGGUUUCGCCGCUAAUUUCUAUCUUCCUGACUGUGCAUUUCAUAAGUUCAUGGGUUUAGCUUUUUUUCCUGUCUAGAAAAAAAAUGUUUUAAAUAUUUUUGGACUUUUGUGAACUGUGUUGGCUCACCUACAUUAAUAAAAGAGGCUGGCAUGUAUGAGGAAAGAAUUAUGACAACUGAUGGAACCAAGUAUUUGCCUGACACCAGGGUCAAAGAAUGCUAAGACUCCCAUAAAGUCUGUUAUUUUAACCUUAA